Molecule: messenger RNA, 1040 nt
Organism: Rubroshorea leprosula
Lineage: Eukaryota; Viridiplantae; Streptophyta; Magnoliopsida; Malvales; Dipterocarpaceae
Source: the annotation of a GenBank genome assembly
GUGAAGAGCCACAAUUUAAGCAACAUGAUGUGCGUUCUGCUAAGCCUAUACCAAGAAAGUCUUUGUGGUAUCUUCCAAUUAUUCCUAGACUUCAGAGAUUGUAUAUGUCUAGGAAAACUGUCGAGCAUAUGACUUGGCAUGUAAAUUGUCAUAAUGAAAAUGAAAAAAUUUUUCAUCUUACAUGUGGAGAGGCAUGGAAGCAUUUUGAUAGCACUCACCCUAAGUUUGCUACUAAACCGAGGAAUGUUAGGUUAGGUCUGUGCACUGAUGGGUUCACUCCUUUUGGACAUUCUGCAUCUCCAUACUCUUGUUGGGCAGUAUUUGUGUUAGUUUAUAACUUGCCUCCAACAAUGUGCAUGAAGCAAGAAUAUGUAUUCCUUUCAUUGAUUAUCCAAGUGGCUUACCUGGGUAUGGAAUGUUGUCUGGGUGGAGCACACAUGUUUUUGCCACCAGAGCAUCCAUUUAGAAGAAGCAAGAAUGACUUCAUAAAGGGUCGUAUAGAGAAUGGAACAAUGCCAGAGAGGUUGUCUGGUGAUGAGAUGCGUAGUCGCAUCCAUUGGCUGCUUGAUGUACUAUUUGGUAAGCCACUUGAGAAACAGGAAAUCCACAGAUUUGGUGAAGUGCACAAUUGGGUCAAUGACAUGGCAAUAUGGCAGGAAAGGAUAGUAGAAAUCAUUUGUAAGCUAGAGCAAAUCUUUCCACCUUCAUUCUUUGACAGUAUGGAGCAUCUUGUAAUCCACCUUCCAUACGAGGCUCAUGUAGGAGGAUCGGUGCAAUUUUGAUGGAUAUAUCCAUUUGAGAGGUAAUUAGUGAUGAAUUCAUUAAUGUCCAUGAGCAUAUCAAAGGUUUAUCCAGUGGUCCAAAAAAUUAUCUUUCUUGCUAUAAUGGAUAUAUUGUUAAUGGAUUUCGAUUUCACACUACCCUCUAUGGUAGAAAUAAGCGAACAAUGAAUUAUGGUGUCUGUGUUGUUGUAUCUAUUGGUAUUGAAUCAGAUUAUGAUUUUUAUGGUGUGCUUCAAGAAAUAAUUUAGAUUGAGUAUU